ACGUAGUUCAGAGUCCGUAGUCCGUCAAUCAAAUCGCUGCGUAUGCUCUGGGCCCAGGUUGCUCCUUUGUCUCUCCUUUUGACUAUCAAAAUUGUGGUAUGCCGCCCGAGGCGGCGAUUCUUCCGAUCUCGGACCCGCCGCACAGCUACGACCAGGCUCAAGCUACGACAAUUGUCCGCCACAGCCGCAUGUCCGUCCCCGGCCGUGCUCCACUCCUUGAAGUCCUUCGCAAAGCUCGCACCGCGGCCGGACAGUGCAUGCAAGCACUGCUUCGUCUUCAGCCGAGUCGCUGGGACUGGGGCACAGGGCGCCAAGACCAAAGAUGACUUGACUAGCUGGUCAGCUCGGGCAUCGUGCGCUGUGAGCGUCGUUGGGCUGUACCGGCGCCCUCACAGCAGCGCGCAAGACGCAAGCCCCAGCCAGCCUCAGCCUCUAUAUCAGACCGUAGUACACCACCUAAAAGGAAGGUCAGAGUCGGACUGAGGCAUGCGUCGAGUCUAGUGCUAUCGAGGAAACGUGUUCGUCUGCCCCACCCAAAUCGCGAAAUCAGGUCGCCGGAGUUGUUUAUCGAGUCACAUUCACGCAUCCUGCGUUCGUAGGUGUGACGAACACGCUGCCGCAUGUUUCUGCGCAGGUGGUACGCUACACUGCCGCAGGCGCUGGCUGUCCACAAUCGAAGCAAGACCCGCCCCGCUGCUUGACAGCGUAUGACUCCAUGGGGAUGGGCCUACUCUUCCUAGCAGACGCUGCUGCA
Rhodofomes roseus is the source of this 754-nucleotide messenger RNA. RefSeq lists its product as uncharacterized. The transcript has 3 exons. Lineage: Eukaryota; Fungi; Basidiomycota; Agaricomycetes; Polyporales; Fomitopsidaceae. The record is from RefSeq and is a predicted model, not a curated record. The coding region runs from base 43 to 483 and encodes 146 amino acids.